AUGGCCCAAGCCAACCCCUCCCUCAAAAUCCUCGACUGCGGCACAGGACCCGGCACAGUCGUUGCUUCUCUCUCCAAGUACAUGCCCCAGGGCACCAUAACCGCCACAGAUCUCUCCCCCGAAGUCGUUGAGCGCGCAGCAUCCCAUGCGAGGGACCAAGGUGUGACGAAUAUGCACUGUCAAGUGGCCAGUAUUUAUGAUUUUCCAUUCGGAGAUGGGGAGUUUGAUGUCGUGCACGCGCAGCAGGUUCUGUGUCAUUUGAAUCAGCCCCUUGAAGCACUUCGGUCAAUGUUGCGCGUCUGUAAGCCCGGCGGGAUCGUAGCAUUGAGAGAACGUGAUCUGAGGAUGUGGAAUUGGUACCCGGACCUUCCUGGGCUGACCGAGUUCACCAAGUGCAUCAGGGCCGUCAUGACCGCUGCAGGAGGUUCAGAAGACAUGGGCGUGAGACUUGUGUCAUUGGCGAUGCAGGCUGGCGUCAAGAGGGAAGAUAUUACAGCGACUAUGGGGACGUGGUGUUAUAGUACGAGAGAGGAACGGGAAAUGUGGGGAGAAACGAUGAGGGAUAGGAUCAAACAUGGGGAGAUGAGGAGAAAGGUUCUUGAGGGGAAUCUGCGCUGGGAUGAAGGGGAGAUGGAUGAGAUGGCAAAGGCGUUGCGGGAGUGGAUCGAGGCUGAGGAUGGAUGUUUUGGGUGUAUGCAUGGGGAGGUGAUUUUGAGGAAAGCUUAG
Molecule: messenger RNA, 726 nt
Organism: Fulvia fulva
Lineage: Eukaryota; Fungi; Ascomycota; Dothideomycetes; Mycosphaerellales; Mycosphaerellaceae
Exons: 1
Coding region: 1-726 (241 amino acids)
Molecular function (GO): S-adenosylmethionine-dependent methyltransferase activity
Source: RefSeq, a predicted model, not a curated record